Doryrhamphus excisus (bluestripe pipefish) is the source of this 3663-nucleotide messenger RNA. RefSeq names its product putative nuclease HARBI1. Lineage: Eukaryota; Metazoa; Chordata; Actinopteri; Syngnathiformes; Syngnathidae. The record is from RefSeq and is a predicted model, not a curated record.
AAGUAAAUAAUGCUCGCUUCCGGUGCUCGUCAGUGUCUGUACCUGAACACGGUUUGUAGAUGGUUUUGUUUCUAAAUCAGGGUUUUAAUGUUACUGUAGCGGCCAACAAAUGUCCGACGCCCUGCCAGUUUGGUUCGCGGUCCAGGCGGAGCUCCUGGGACACGAAGAGGAGCUGGACUCUCAGUCCAGGAGCUGUUUUGCUUGCUACGACGACGACACUUUGUUCGAGAUGUUCCACCUAACGCGACCUUGCAUCGAGUUCAUCGCAGACAUCAUCCGUGUUCGCAUGAAGAAAUACAUGCUCUCGCCGUUAACAGUAGAUACCAUGAUAAUGGUGACACUCAAUUACUACGCCCACGGCUCCACCACCAUUGCUCUUGUGAAGCGUUUCAACCUGAAGACGGACUGCCAGAGCAUCGUGUGUACGGUGUCCGAGGUGGUGGCCAGUAUGUCCGAUCAGUUCAUCUCGUUCCCGCAGACCCGAAGGGCGAAAGUGGACAUCGCUCACAUGGUGGAGGAAUUCUGCGGGAUUCCAGACGUGCUGGGAAUCCUGGCUCCGACUCACUUCAAGAUCCGAUCCUCGCCCAGUGAUAAAAACACGUUGGCAUUCACACGCCAGCAAUUUGUCAACACGCUCGGCUACAAAUCUGUAGUCAGUCAGAUUAUUUGUGAUCUGGAUGGCAACAUCCUGAGUGUGGAGAAGUGUUGCGUGGGGAGCACAUGCGAGCAGGACUUAUGGCGCACGUCGUUUCGAGGGCGAGAAAUCGAAGAGGAACUGUAUGGACAAUAUUGGGUUAUAGGAGGUGAAGGCUACAACUUAAGCAAACGACUCCUGACUCCCGUGUCCGACCCCGAAGGUGACGCUCAGUUCCGCUUCAACGAAGCCCAUGCCAAGAUUCACAAUGUGACGCAGACAAAACUGCGCUCCCUGAAGUGGCGUUUCAGAUGCUUGACUCAGCUCAGCUUUGCGCUAGACAAGUUAACCAACGUGGUCAAGGCUUGCUGUGUCUUGCACAACAUCGCCAAGAAGUUCUCUGUGCCCCUGCCGAUCGGGGAUGACAAAUUUGAAGACCGACAGCCAAGCAAUCCUUGCCCGGGAUUGGCGGCGGCGCUUAGCUCUGACGGCUUGAGGGCUCGACAGGAACUCAUCGAUUCUAGCUUCAAUACUCCGCCGCAUCAAGAGGAGCCAGAAUGAUGGUGUCAGAUGUUUUGAUUUUGAUUUUCACACAGGAAGAUGGAAGUUCCUACACCAUCAUGACACCAAAAGGGCACACUCGACAGACAUUCCAUUAGGUACACCAACAAUCUAAUGAGAUCCAUUCCGAGAGUUGUAGCACAAAUUCAUCCCUGUAUUCAUAUUUAACCUUCCUCUUGUGUUAGCUUUCUGGUAUCAUCUCUUAUGUUAAUGGUUCGGUUUUGACCCAUGUAUUAAAUCAGCUAUAAAAUACACUAAAAACAAUAAGUUACCAUCAAAUUUGCUUCUCAUGUCUUGGUUACCUUCUUAGGCUUCCUCAUCCAUGAAAAUGUUGGUUUUAAUACUUUUGGUGUGGGCAUGUAGGCCUUUUUUUGUCACUAUACCCCUCCAUUUCAAUUUCCAAAAAUGGUAAAAUGAACCUCAAAAGAAUCAUAUUCAUAAAUUGAAGGUUCUUGAGAACAUAUCUCUUAAAUCAAUUAGUUUGAUUUAUUUUCUCAUUUUAGUAUUAAUCAGUAAAGAAACAUGUAUGGUGUUGGGGUGAAUUUUGACCCAUAUAUAUUAAUGUCAAGAAAAGGUAGAAAAAGUUGUUGUUUUCAGCAACAGAACUUUAGUAUAAAGUGAAAUGAAAAAGCAGAACAGGUCCAGAUCUUGGUUCACUGUACUUCUUGCCAUUCUUUCCAUGAUCCAAAUUGUAAAUGUGAAAUCAGCCAAUCAAAUGAGUGAAUUCACCUCACAUGUAAACUGGACAUUGUUUUUCUGCUGGUAUACUGGAAAAGCGGUGAAAAUGAGAAUCCCCUGAAGCUUCCAUGAUGAGAAGAGGAGCUGGUUGUCAUUGUGUUGGCUAAUUGUACACUUAGGAUUUCAGUUUUGCCUCAAAAUAUUGCUUUAUAGUCAUAUUAUUAUAACCGGGUCGAAACCGACCCUAACAAUACAGUGGUCAUAAUUUCAACCAGACCAUUUUAAAAUGUAGUAAAAAAUAUUUUUUUGGUUUCCUGACAAAGUCAAAAAGCCUUGAUGCAAUAAACAAAUGUUAUGUGAUUCUUUUUAUGCAUUAAAAUGUAAAACGGGUCAGUGCCGACCCCAACACAAAAGGAGGGUUACACAACUUUAAAUAAAUAAGCAGAGCUCCCACAUUCUAUUGUGCGCUCCAUCCACUUUUUACAUGUACACUAAUUCCACUAAUUCCACUUCUCCAACGUAUCAGAUAUCACAUGUCACAUACAACAACAUAACAUGAAGGUGUGUGGACACAAACAUUACCAACAUUAUGCUUUACUGAAGUGAAAUAAAUGUAUUCAAAGUACAGCUCCCACGUCUGUAGCUGACAUACAGUAGGUGGCAGAGCUCCAGGUUUUAUUUUAAGAUGUGCAGUGAAGCCUGAUUUCUUUUUCUACACAAAGCUGUCCCCAAUGGACAUUUUAAAUAAGGGACUUUUAAUCAUAUUUGUAGUCAUGUAGAACUGCGCUGUAUCACACUAAGUGUUUUGAAGUGUGACUUUCAGGUAGUUAAAUAAAGCAAUCCAAAUAUUACAAAUACUUUUUUUUUAUCUCUGGAAAGGAAUACAAUUGUUAUUGUGGAUUGUGCAGGUGUACCUAAUGUCAACCAACGCUUGAUUGCAGUUGUUGCUGCAAACACUUUUUCACACCACUGUAGCUACAGUAUUCCGAUUCAGACUGUCGUUUUGUCGAACUCUCUCAUCGCUGUGGCAUUCACGUAUAUCACGUCAAAGUUCUCGUAUAUGUUUUCAUCAGUCUCACCUCGAGAUUUCAGAUAGUCCAAGAUGGACUGGUGCAGGAAAACAUACUGGGACUGCAAAGAAACCAGAAGUCAAAUUUGUAAUGUAGAACAUGCUAACGGUCCAACAACAGUGAGUAGCUAGCAUGUGUGUGGUACCUCCGUCUGCACCAUGUGUGGCCGCCGCAGUCUCAUUUUGUGCACAAACGCGUUGAUGCCGACUUUUUUGUCUCUGCGCAGCUGUUGAAGCAGAACAUCUAAGGCUAUAAUGGUGCCGGUCCUUCCCACUCCAGCACUAGAAGACAAAAACAUGAUCAUCAAUUGUCCUAUACGAUUAUCAUCAUUUGAAGUAUCAUACCUGCAGUGAACUACAGUGGGAGCCUUGGUCCCUUGUAUAUCAAUGUGCUGCCUAAUAAGCCCUCUGAACUGGAUUAGGACAUCCGUACUCUGAGGGACACCGUGAUCAGGCCAGGCAGUAAAGUGGAAAUGUUUCACCAUCCUCUCUGUUGAGUCGUUCCUCUGGAAACACACAACACGUCAACAAGUUAAAGUGUACAGCACUGAAAAUAUUGUGAUGUAUUGUAACAGUAUUGGCAUACAUGUUUCACAUGGAAUUCCCUUAAUGUCCAGUUGGGCUCUUGUUGUUCAGAUGCAAUGGUGAUGGUCAGCUCUCCUUGAAGGCAACUCCUGCCUUGUUCAGGCCAGUAAUGUUCACAUUUAGUCUGGAAAAAAAU